This is a messenger RNA of Purpureocillium takamizusanense, 937 nucleotides long. It is a transcript of the gene img2, whose product is annotated as mitochondrial large ribosomal subunit L49. The record is from RefSeq and is a predicted model, not a curated record. Gene Ontology annotation, cellular component: ribosome; mitochondrial large ribosomal subunit. Gene Ontology annotation, molecular function: structural constituent of ribosome. The transcript has 2 exons. Gene Ontology annotation, biological process: translation. Lineage: Eukaryota; Fungi; Ascomycota; Sordariomycetes; Hypocreales; Ophiocordycipitaceae. The coding region runs from base 214 to 681 and encodes 155 amino acids.
GCUCGCGACGCGGACGUGCAAGGUUGAAGACGAUUUUCUGCAGCCACUGUACCGAUGAAAUACGUCGGCCUUUGGACCGGUCGAAAUACUGCUUGUCUUAUUCUUUUUUCCGGCGGCUUCCGCACAAAUACACAGAGACAAGACCGGGCCGGCCAGAGCUAUCUGCGCUUGCAACUUUGCGACGCAUAACCACCAGCAACCACACGGGACGGCAUGAUGCACCAAUUCCUCCCGCGCGUCGCCUUGCGAGGGCACGCGAUUGCCCUCCGCACCACCUGCCCCCAGCGCAUCCAGCCGAUCUCCUCCCGGCUCCUCUCAUCCGCGACCACACAAGCCGCCGCGCCGGCACAGGCCGCAGCCAGGCCAAGCCGAACACACAGCCAGCCCCCCGUCCCCCCACCGUCUAAGUCACCAGCGGAACUCGCGACUCUUCCCUACAUUGUCAGGCGAACGCCAUCCGCCCAGCUCCCUCUCUAUAAGCGCACAAUGUCGGGUGGCACGCGACACGUCGUGCUGAUAAAGAAGGUGGACGGCAACCGGAGGAAGCUGCUCGACGACAUGGUGGCGGCACUGCAGAUCCCCAAGGGGGAAAUCCGAAUCAAUCCUACAACACAACACAUAGAAUUGAAGGGCGUCCACUUUGAUAAGACGCGGGCGUGGCUGCUAGAGCAGGGAUUUUGAGGCACGGACAGGGCCGUCUGAAGCGACCGCCAUUGUACAAUUUGCAGUGCCUGCGAGGCAUGCGUGUAUAGUACAGCGUGAAUCAUGUUGACGACAACAAUCAAGCGGGCAUUGUGCAAGGAGAGGGACGUGAAGCAGGAGCUCUCACCAUUACUCGUGGUAUCAGUAUAUCUCACAUUCCUGCACCUAUUUACACCUGCUUGAGUGCGCCACGGGGACCCCCCACCGUGUCCCAUCUCCAAUACAAACGAGCUGG